Onychostoma macrolepis is the source of this 7498-nucleotide messenger RNA. RefSeq names its product regulating synaptic membrane exocytosis 1b (gene rims1b). Gene Ontology annotation, biological process: intracellular protein transport; regulation of membrane potential; positive regulation of synaptic transmission. NCBI's taxonomy places the organism in Eukaryota, Metazoa, Chordata, Actinopteri, Cypriniformes, Cyprinidae. Gene Ontology annotation, cellular component: presynaptic membrane; cytoskeleton of presynaptic active zone. Gene Ontology annotation, molecular function: transmembrane transporter binding; small GTPase binding. The record is from RefSeq and is a predicted model, not a curated record.
GGGUGGGUUGAAAAAGAAAAAAAAACACGAAGAGAAACAAAAGCACAGUUGUGGGUACCUGAAACCAUGCGAGAUUCGCACUGUUCUCAAAGACCGCUGCUCUAUCCGUGGACCAUGUCGUGAGGUGUGGCUCCAGCGCUCGGGAUACUGCCAAUAGAUACGCCUGGGAGCGGGGCAAAAGAUGUCCGCCUCGGUAGGGCCCCAGAGCGGCCCUCGCCCACCCACCGUGCCGGCUCCCAUGCCUGAUAUGCCGGACUUGAGUCAUCUCACGGAGGAGGAAAGGGAAAUCAUCAUGGCAGUGAUGGUUCGGCAAAGGGAGGAAGAGGAUAAGGAACAAGCCAUGCUAAAGACACUGCACCAGCAGUUUGAGAGUUAUAAGGAGCAGGUGAGGAAGAUUGGGGCAGAAACGAAACGACAGCAGGCUGUCCAUAAAGAUGAUGCACCUACAUGUGGCAUCUGCCGUAAGACCAAGUUUGCAGAUGGCUGUGGGCAUCUGUGUUCCUACUGCCAGACCAAGUUCUGCGCCCGCUGUGGGGGAAGAGUGUCGCUGCGCUCAAAUAACGAGGAUAAAGUGGUGAUGUGGGUAUGUAACCUGUGCAGGAAACAGCAGGAAAUCCUAACUAAAUCAGGAGAAUGGUUUUCAUCAGGGCCUGGGGGGAGGCCUCUUAGUGUGGGCGCUCCCCUCAGUGUCCCUGAGUUGGAGAAGGACAGGAAGUUGCGCUCCAGAUCACAGGCUCCGGUCGCUAACGACACUCUGCCACCCAGCGCUGGUGCUGGUGACCCCACCAAGGGAGCAGAGACGAUGCCCGCUUCACGCUCCCGCAGUGAACCACCACGAGACAAGAAGAGACCCGUGUCCCUGCACGAGCAGAAUGGAAAGGUGAUGGGACGUGGAGAGAGAAGGCGAGGCCCAGGCCGGUUGUCAUCACAGGUCUCUGAAGAUCGAGCUCCAGGUGAGAAGCGUGACAGCAGACGGUUGGAGAAAGGCCACUCGCAGGAAUACCCAGAAGAUGAGCCCACCCAUCCCGAGCGGCGAAGGAGACAGGAAGAGGAAGAGCGAGAGCGUCAAAGACAAAGAGAGGAGGAAUAUCAGACUCGGUACCGCAGUGACCCGAACCUCGCCCGCUACCCUGUCAAGCCGCAGAAGGAGGAACAGGAAAUGCGUAUGCAUGCCAAAGUGUCCAAAAUGCGUCAGGAGCGCCAUCACAGCGACCUAGCCAUCAACGAAGUUGGAUUAAUGCAAGAUGGGGGUGAGGUGGCUGGAAAUCGCAUGAGCAGGCAACGAGUGGCUAACAACGAAGACCGCAAGGCCCUUAUAGAAAACCAUCGAGCUUAUUCUGUGGACAGGACCGUGGGGGGUGGCAUUGGGGGACAAGGAUCCCUUGCUAAACAGGGCCACGGUGGCCCUCAAAUGGGCCCUACUGGGCCCCCAGACCUCAGGGACGGACAGGACUGGGGCCCAAAGGGGCAUCUUGAACCUGGGUCCGCAGCUUUUCUGCACAGGGCUAAGCGGGAAAAGGCUGCAGAAAUUAUGCGUAAAGAUUCUUCUCUUAGCUCGGACCAGUCUGAGUCGUUACGGCCACCUCCACCUAGAGCCUAUAGACCCAAACGAGGCCUCAACAAAAGGCAGAUGUCCAUCAGUAGUUCGGAAGAAGAGGGCGGCUCCACACCUGAAUACACCAGCUGUGAGGAUGUGGAGAUCGAAAGUGUUAGUGAAAAAGGUGACUGGGACUGUCAUCCUCUGGACCCAGCUGUGUGGCAUCAUCCAGUGAGCUGGCAGCCAUCUAAAGAGGGAGAUCAUUUGAUUGGCCGCAUCACUCUAAGUAAGCGCUCCACCAUGCCACGAGAAGCUGGUUCCCUGCUGGGUCUGAAGGUGGUUGGUGGAAAAAUGACAGAGUCAGGGAGACUGGGGGCCUUUAUCACCAAAGUAAAGAAAGGAAGUUUGGCUGACAUUGUAGGCCAUUUACGAGCAGGCGAUGAGGUGUUACAGUGGAAUGGAAAGGCGUUGCCUGGAGCAACUAAAAAGGAAGUGUACAAUAUUAUUCUAGAGUCCCAGUCAGCGCCUCAAGUGGAAAUAGUUGUUUCCAGACCAAUUGGAGAUACACCAAGACUUCCAGGAACAUCACAUCCUCCUCUAGAAUCAACUGGUUCGAGUUCUAUAGAUGAAUCCCAAAAGAUGGACCGUCCAUCCAUCUCUGUAAUGUCACCGACUAGUCCUGGGAUGUUGAGAGCUCCUCUUGUACUGCCAGGCCAGCUGUCGGUGAAAUUAUGGUAUGAUAAAGUGGGCCAUCAGCUUAUUGUCAAUGUCCUACAAGCACGAGAACUGCCCCCUCGACCAGACGGACGACCCAGAAAUCCCUACGUCAAAAUGUAUUUUCUUCCUGAUAGAAGUGACAAGAGCAAGAGACGGACGAAAACGGUGAAGAAGAGCGCAGAGCCAAAGUGGAACCAGACGUUCCUGUAUCCUCACGUCCACCGUAGAGACUUCAGAGAGCGCAUGCUGGAGAUCACUGUUUGGGACCAGCCCAGAGUCCAGGAGGAAGAAAGUGACUUUCUGGGAGAGAUUCUGAUCGAGCUGGAAACGGCUUUAUUGGAUGACCAGCCACACUGGUACAAAUUGCAGACCCAUGAUGUGUCGUCCCUACCAUUACCCCAGCCGUCUCCCUGCCUCCCUCGCAGACAUGUUCAUGGAGACAGUCCUAGUAAAAAACUGCAAAGAUCUCAUCGCAUCAUUGAAACAGAUUAUGAUGAUGGUAUAACGGUAGUGUCCUCAGCAGCAGAGAGGAACUCCAGAGACAGGGAGAGGUCAAGCACACUGACCGUACCUGAGAGACAGGUGGCCAUACAGCAUCGCUCGCGGUCAGUAUCUCCACACAGAGAAGACCAAUGCAGAGCCCGCUCUCGACCUGCACACGUCCCUAUGCAGAGGAGUCUGGAUGAGAUCCACAAAAACCGCCAUCAUUCCUACUCUCCCUCUCACUACCACGACUCCCACCAGGAACAUCGCUCCGGAGAUUCUGACUAUGAAUAUUCAGAAGACAGCGAGGUCCUGGAGAUGCACAGAUCAAUCCGAGGUGGGAGUGCUGAGUGCCUGCAUACAAACAGCUCUACCCUCCCUGCAUGCUUAAAGAACAAACCGUCACGGCGAACAGAGAGGGAUGGUGUUAUCCCUCUUAGUGCCAUUCCACAGCGUGUUCUCAGGUUCACAGAUGAGGUCAGCUCUGGUGAUCUUCAGCCUUCAUUAGACAGAGUAAGAAGUGCCAGUACGACUUGUUUGAGACCAGAGUCAAACUUCCACUCACCUGAAAGAGAAAGGCAUUCUGGCAAUUUGGAUAGGCCAAGCUGUCAGAUAGCUAACAAGAAAUCCAUUGAUGGCGACAGACUUCAGCCCACCUCUAUCCUCAGGGGUGGCAGGAGGAGGAGAGAGCCUCCCCUCAGGCCCUUUGGCCAGACCAGCUUAGGGGGUUCCUGCCCUAACUCCCCACGAGCUGACAGAGAACUUCAGCAUGGUGGACAUUAUUCCCCGGCAGGGACCACGUCAUUAGGGCGCAGGGGCAGACAGCUGCCACAACUCCCUGCAAAGAGCAGCAGUAUAGAGCAAGACCAUGUCAACAGUAAACCUGAGGAGAAACCUAACUCAGCACUGGCAGUGGAAGAGCGGGCUCGUCAGUUGCAAAUGAGAGUACAUUCCUAUCGGCCAGGCUCUUCUGCCAACUCUGGUCACGACCCAGAGGCAGAGCUCAAAAACAGGAGAGAUAUGUAUAAGGAUCAGAGGAGGAGUUGUGAUAACAUGUCUGCGAGGUCGUCAGACAGUGACAUGAGCGAUGCAUCAGCUAUCUCCCGUGCCAGCAGUGCCUCACGGCUGAGUGCCACCAGCUACAUGUCCAUUCAGUCUGAGAGACCACAUGGGAGAAUCAGGUCGAAGUCGUUGGAGAGUUGUAAAGGAGAUGAAAAGAAGGAGAGAAGGAUUUCAUGGGGGGUGAAUGGAACAGACGACAGGAGGAGUCUAGGAAAGAGACGUUUCUCUGAGGAGCUUAAACGCAGACGUCAUACGGUGGCUGGAGAUGUGAGUCGACAAGUCAGAGCCUCAUCUGGUCGAAGCGUGAGCGGUGACAUCAACACGUCGGAGCGAACAGACGGCAGCCAGUCUGACACUGCCCUGGGAACAGUUGGAACCGGAGCGAAAAAGCGCCGCUCCAGCCUCAAUGCUCGAUUCGUGGCUAUCGUGGGAAACCGUCGCAGCCGAAGCACCUCACAGAUCAGUCAAACGGAGGCAUCUAACAAGAAGUCAAAGGGCAGUCAAGGGACGAUCCAGCGCAGUCAGGAGACGGGAAUGGCUGUGGAAUUGCAGAGGAAUAUGAGUCGUCAACCCAGCCGUGAAUCUAACAACGGAAGCAUGAACAGCUACAACUCUGAGGGCAGUCCAAUCUUCCCAGCAGUUCGAGUCGAGACUCAGUUCAGUGACUUCCUGGAUGGACUGGGCCCUGCUCAACUAGUUGGUCGACAAACCCUUGCCACACCAGCAAUUGGUGACAUUCAGAUCGGCAUGGUGAAUAAGAAAGGCCAGCUGGAGGUGGAGGUGAUAAGAGCACGAGGUCUCAUCCAAAAACCAGGGUCCAAAUCACUCCCCGCUCCAUAUGUCAAAGUCUAUCUUCUACACAAUGGGGCGUAUGUAGCUAAGAAGAAGACAAAAAUUGCACGCAAGACACUCGACCCGCUGUACCAGCAAACGCUGCAGUUUGAAGAAAGUCCACAGGGUAAAGUGUUACAAGUAAUUGUCUGGGGAGAUUAUGGGCGAAUGGACCACAAAUCCUUCAUGGGAGUUGCACAAAUCCUACUAGAGGAGCUGGACCUCUCCAGCAACGUGAUUGGCUGGUACAAACUUUUCCCGCCUUCUUCCCUAGUCGACCCAACUCUUGCCUCUCUAACUCGACGUGCUUCUCAGUCAUCCCUGGACAGUUCGCCGGCACCUGCGGGGGUUCGAUCGUAGUGGACUAAUAACAUAAAGCACAGUCUGAGAGACAACAGGACAACAAUAAGAGCCAGGCAGAAAAUGCGAUGAAAUAACACAAAGCUUUGUUAAAAUCUGACAAUCACUCCUGUGACUUUGUUUUUGUUUUCCUCUUUGUGGGUAGCCCGUGUUCUGCCAAGUUUGUUUGUCCGAAAUGAAAUCGUUUGUUUCUCUCACUCUUUGUCGCGUGAGACUUAGGGCUGUCUACACUAGCACGCGGGAAGCACCGCUUUAGGGCGACAUAGAAAGCAAGGUGAUAUUCAGUCAAGUCUUCAUCGAAAUGUACGUUAGCUAGUUUUUAACAGAGCAUCAGAAUGUAUCAACCCAAAAACAAUGGUGACCUCUGACCAAGGGAUUGUGGGGCCUCGGUCGAGGCCCUAUCUAGACCCUGUUUGUACUGAAAGUGAAAGGUCAGGAACUUGAAAGACGUAGGGUGUCCCCUGGGGAGGUUGUCUGGAAGGGCAGGGCCUUUCUUGGUGCCUAAACCUGGAGGACCCAAAGCCAUGGUCCAUUUCCUCCAAAAAAGUUCCUCUGUUUUCAACGUAUGUGACAGCUAACGGAGGCCGCUCUCGUCGUUUAUUUAGCUUCUUCUUUUUUUGAACAUCUCUAGCACGUUUUAUGAAAAACAACAGGUUUGUGUUGUCCAGUGUACUGUGAAAAUGACAGGAAAUGCUAAAAAUGAAAUCGAAGACAACGUAUCUGGAAAUCUACUUUUAUUAACUGAAACUAUUACAUUAUCCUACAGUACGUUGCAGUACAUCAUCUUAUUCAGUCAAUUGAAUUUGAUUUUUAGAUGUUUACACUUAUCAUUAAAUGCUAUUAAAAAGUAGAGAUUUAGUUCAUGAAAAAGACUAUGUACCAAGAUAAACAUAUUUGUGUACUUGUACAUUUUCCAAUUUAGGGUCUUUGGUAAAGGAAAUCUAUACAAUUAUGUUUUCAUCUGUCGAGUAAAUCUUGAUACAGAGUUUUUCAGACACUAAACUAACUUUUUAACUUCGUUUGAUGCUAAGUGUUUGUGUAGACGUACAUUUCUCUUUUUAAUAGGCUAUAUGUGGUUUAGCAAAAGCCACUUUCAACUUAUACUGUACCACUCUGAGGUCACACGAUUGGCCCGAGCCCUUGCACAUACGUCUUUAUUUUGAAUUAAAAAUGCAAGCACAAAAGCUUGAUUUUUCGAUUUAAAAAAAUCUAUACAUAAAAAAAUGUAUCAAAUCAAGCCAACUAGCUUGUUAACUUAAUUUCCACUUUGUGUACUUUACAGAAAACAGAGAAAAGAGUCAUGCAAAUGCAAAUUCCUCUUGUGUGUCUCUGUAAAUGUUGAAGUGACCAAUCCGAUUUUUCCAUCACAAGCAUAAACACCAAUCAUCUAUCAGGCCACUGGCCCCUCCCUCCAGUGCGGCGGAGCAGCAUGACUCGGAUCAGUUCCCAGCUGCAUGCACAUUUUUGUAAAACAGACUACACAAAUGUUAAAAAGUAACAGAAAUAGAUAUGUGUUAGUUCAACAUACUGUAGGCCAGCUUGUAUGUUGCAUGUACCUGUACAGUUUGCUUGUACUUGAAUAUAAGAGAUAAACCAAGAAAAAGAAGCCAUUUGCUUUCACUCAGACUUUUCAGAUCAGCUAAAAAACUAGUUCAUGUCCUCCAUUCGGUGCUGAAUGUUGCAACAUUUUUUCUUUCCAUUUUUCUUUCUUUUUUUUUUUCAAGUUUUUGAUUAUUGCUUUUUAGUCUUUUAUAUCCCUUAGGGGAAAAUGUGCUGUACUGUAACACUGAACAAAAACUAACCUCCCUCAUGUUUUACAGAUUUUACUGUAUCAUAAUUUACCUCAAAACCACAGAAAUUAACCUAGAAAAUGUGUAUACAUCCCAUCAAGUUAUUCAAGAGUAUACCGAUAUCAAAACAGGAAAUGUCAAAAAUAUAUCAUACAUACAUAACAGUAUCCAUGUUAAAUAUAAAUGUAGAUGCACAGAGACUUAUUAGCGCAUGUGUUGUAAAUAUGAGAUGACCAUGUGGUUAAGCCAUAUUUGCAAAGGGGCCAAGGCUUACUUUUGAGAACAACCAUCCCAAUACGAGGGACCGCUGAGCGGACACCUUUCUUAUCAUAUGGGUCCAAAUCUAGAGCUCUCACUGUCACUUUUAGAGGGCCGAACCACUCCGCUCUAAAGCUGUAGCCAGAUCGUCAUAUUCUCUGUGCUUUCGAGCCAAAUUCUUCACCUCUGCUAUCAGAACAUUUUGAUUGUUUUUCUUCAUGAGAGGCAGGUGUUUCUUUUACUUGAUCAGUAUUCUUGGGUAGAGGAGAAAAACAAUGCUGACUGUUUACAACUUCUAGUAUGUGUUCCACUGAGAUGAUGAAAAAGAAAAAGUAUUCACUGCAACAUUUCUGUUUGUAUACAGGUGUGGCUCAUACGAUGUGUAUGUUUUAUAUUUAAAAAAAUGAAAAAAGUUCAUUUUUAUUAUUUCCAAAUAAUAAAAAAAAGUGUGUGAAAGAAA